Messenger RNA from Kickxella alabastrina, 1152 nucleotides. RefSeq lists its product as uncharacterized. The record is from RefSeq and is a predicted model, not a curated record. The transcript has a single exon. Lineage: Eukaryota; Fungi; Kickxellomycota; Kickxellomycetes; Kickxellales; Kickxellaceae. Bases 63 to 1118 code for a protein of 351 amino acids.
AUUUAGGGCUAAUUGAUGCGCACAUUGCAAAAUAUUUCUCUUUCAUUUUUUGCUUCAUAUAAAUGGAUUUCACAGCCAGAAGGUUUGUGCUGCCCGAGUGCCACUCAGUGCCACGCUCAAAGUUUACGCUUGACGAGGAUUCCAAACACAAGCCGCACUCAGGCAAGCGCCAGCAUCAAAAUCAGAUUGAAAACCCAGUGUACCAGAACGUCAAGCGGCACGAGCACACAAAGAGCCUUGCAGAACUCACGCACCUCAGCAAGACAUUUUCGGAGCCUGAAGUAUGGCAUGACCGACAAUUGCUUCUGCGCAUAUUCUACCGCAACUGGAACCAGCAUCAGAACUCGAUCUACUUCCGAAGGCUCUACGAGCUGCGCCGUGCGCUGCGCGUGCUGGAGUCGACAAGGAUUCGGGAAAUGUGCACACAGCUGCUCACUGCAUUUUACGACUCGUCUUCGACAGCGUACUCUAAUGCUGCGCAAAGCAAUCAUCAUUAUCAGAUCAAGGUCGCACGCAAAAAGGUUUAUGAGGGAGGUCCUUGGCUGACUCUGCCAUGCCAGCACCAUAUGACUGCUGUAGCUGGUCGUCUGGCGCAGAUUGCCCGGCUGGUGAGCAAGCUGCAGACCAUCUGCUGCAAUGUGUACAUUCAUUUCACAGCUCAGAUGGCCCAGACCUUGUUCAUGCCCCUGGCGUUGGUUGUACAGGGCAUUUCGGCACGCUUGUACAUGCUGUUCGAUACUUGGUUCUGCGACUUGAAGGCCAUCUAUGAGCUAUUGCUGGAGUGGCUGCCCUCGCUGCCAGCGUGCCCUGAUAGUUUGGUUGGAACUGCUACGAGAGAUAUGGCGGCGCUGCUGCUGCAUCCAGAGGAUUUGAGGCUGCCCUCGCCGUUGGCAAAGGAGAAGCCGCAGGUGGUUGUCAUGAUGGCCAAGAGCGCGGAGGAAAAGAGGCCUUCUGCAGACGGACCCAUGGAGUGUGAUGACGACAGUAUGGCUGUAUUGGACGAUGAUGAAUACGAAGGCACAAAUAAAUUUGGCAAGCAGAAGAAGAAGAAUAAGCAGCAUCAGCAGCAGCCAAAGAAGAAGCGUGCGAGAGACCUCAUGUUGGAUCUUUAUGAAUAAUUGUAGUAUAUCAAAAAAUAUAUGUGGAUUUACA